AUGGGUAUCGAAAACAUCACCAACGACCAUGACACCGAGAAGGUGAUGGGGACAGACGGCGAGAAGGCCUUCACUCCUCCACCGCCAUUUGAGGGCGACAUGGUAGGGGAAAUGAGUGAGGCCGAGAGGAAUCUCUAUGAUCACGGCAUCCAGAAGUUCAAUCGUCUUGGAUGGAAGCGACUUACCAUCGUCCUCAUCGUCGAAGCCAUUGCGCUCGGCAGUCUCUCGAUUCCCUCUACCUUUGCCACCCUCGGCAUGGUCGCCGGUGUGAUCUGCUGUGUCGGUCUCGGUCUCAUCGCCAUCUAUACCAGCUACCUCGUGGGAAUGGUCAAAUUGGCUUUCCCCGAGGUUGCCCAUUAUCCCGAUGCGGGACGGUUGAUGGGCCGCCGGUUUGGAUGUGGUCGCUUUGCAUACGAGCUUGUCAAUGCGAUGCUCUGUCUCCAGUUAAUCUUCCUCACGGCCUCGCACUGCCUGACAGGAACCAUUGCAUUCCUUGACAUCACCAGGAGUGGUGUUUGCUCCAUCGUUUUCGCUGUAGUAUCCGCUGUCCUCCUGCUGUUACUCGCCAUCCCGCCCAGUUUCACCGAAGUUGCCAUCCUAGGCUAUGUUGAUUUCGCAUCCAUCAUCAUUGCUAUCGGAAUUACAAUUAUUGGUACAGGUGUGAGGGCGACCAACUCGCCCGAGGGACUCGCCGGAGUCGCGUGGUCUGCGUGGCCUAAGGAGAACAUUACGUUUACCGAAGCAUUCAUCGCAGUGACAAACAUCAUCUUUGCGUACAGCUUUGCCAUGUGCCAGUUCUCCUUUAUGGAUGAGAUGCAUACCCCCAAGGACUUUAUCAAGUCAAUCUGGACCCUCGGUAUCACUGAAAUCGUCAUCUACACGGUGACUGGUGCUACAAUCUACGCCUUUGUCGGCCAGGACGUGUCUAGCCCUGCGCUUACCUCCGCUGGGGACCUCCUUAGCCGCAUUGCCUUUGGCGUCGCUCUACCUGUGAUCUUUAUUAGUGGUUCGAUCAACACCGUUGUAUUUGGACGUGUGGUUCACGGUCGCAUUUUCGCCAACUCCCCUAUUCGCUUCAUCAAUACCAAAAUGGGAUGGUUAACAUGGCUGGGGGUGAUUACGGCUGCCACUAUCUUGGCGUUUAUCAUUGCCGAGGUCAUUCCUUUCUUCAAUGACUUGCUGUCCAUCUCGUCUUCUCUUUUCAUUUCCGGGUUCACUUUUUACUUCCCCGCCAUGAUGUGGUUCAUGCUCCUUCGUGAGGGCAGUUGGAAGGAGCCUAAGAAUCUGCUUCUGGGCGCUGUCAACCUUGUUAUCUUUUUCAUCGGUUUGGUUGUUCUUGUUGGAGGAACUUACUCCAGUAUCGACGACAUUAUCAUUAAGUACGAUAAGGGAGAGGUUGGUGGUGUCUUCUCUUGUGCAGCUCCUAUGUAA
This is a messenger RNA of Penicillium paradoxum, 1431 nucleotides long. RefSeq names its product putative amino acid transporter. Lineage: Eukaryota; Fungi; Ascomycota; Eurotiomycetes; Eurotiales; Aspergillaceae. The coding region runs from base 1 to 1431 and encodes 476 amino acids. The transcript has 2 exons. The record is from RefSeq and is a predicted model, not a curated record. Gene Ontology annotation, molecular function: amino acid transmembrane transporter activity. Gene Ontology annotation, biological process: amino acid transmembrane transport. Gene Ontology annotation, cellular component: vacuolar membrane.